Messenger RNA from Cryptomeria japonica (Japanese cedar), 2716 nucleotides. Its product is annotated as calcium-dependent protein kinase SK5. Lineage: Eukaryota; Viridiplantae; Streptophyta; Pinopsida; Cupressales; Cupressaceae. Gene Ontology annotation, cellular component: cytoplasm; nucleus. The record is from RefSeq and is a predicted model, not a curated record. Bases 375 to 2045 code for a protein of 556 amino acids. Gene Ontology annotation, biological process: intracellular signal transduction; protein autophosphorylation; peptidyl-serine phosphorylation. The transcript has 7 exons. Gene Ontology annotation, molecular function: calcium/calmodulin-dependent protein kinase activity; calcium ion binding; calcium-dependent protein serine/threonine kinase activity.
CGAACGAUAAAUCCACCACACAUCGCUGCAGGAUCCGUAUAUUUUUAAUCAUCGCAAUCAAUCGGACUGGUCUUCUGCACAAAUCUCACAUCUACAUAUCCAACCUAUAACGCGCAAUUAGAUGCAGGUAGGGAGAAGCUUCGUAAGCUGUGUGCUCAAACACUUCCCCUUGCUAAUGACUACAACCGGAGUUUAUAUACCAGGUCAAGUUUAAGAGGCCUCGACAGUGAGAGAUAUCCGAUGGUGGUCUAAUCAUAUGUACUAAUAUUCUCUAGCAUACAUGUCUCGGUCAAUGUACAAUCCUGUUUUUUUCUGCUAAUAGUGGCACCCACAACCGCAAGUCCUGUUGAAAAUGAUAAGAAGCAUCUCGGCAAAUGGGAAAUUCAUGUGUAGGAGCAGCUUUGAAUAGCAGAAGCCGUUUUCUCAACAACAUUGCAGAAUCAGUUCCAUCUCAGUAUUGGAAAACAGGGGACGCAGGUGUGCAAGAACAAGAAAGUCCAGCGAGCAACCCGAAGGAGGCGCCCUCAACCGUCAGCAUUCCAGAUCGGGCAGACCCUGUUGCAAAAGAGUCUCCGAAGAUGAAAAGGUUUGGGGAUGGUGCCCCCUCUCUCACAUCAUCUGUUUUAAUGCACAAGACUGAGAACCUCAGAGAUCUGUACACCUUGGGCAGAAAAUUAGGUCAAGGCCAAUUUGGUAUCACUUAUUUGUGUCUCGAAAAGGGGACUAAUAAGGAGUAUGCUUGCAAAUCCAUUGCGAAGAGGAAGCUUUUGUCUAUUGAAGAUGUGGAGGAUGUGAGGAGGGAGAUUCAGAUAAUGCACCAUUUGUCUGGGCAUCCCAAUGUGGUGACCAUAAAGGGUGCCUAUGAAGAUGUGGCAUCUGUUCAUUUGGUCAUGGAACUGUGUGCUGGUGGGGAGCUGUUUGACAGGAUCAUUGCCAGGGGGCAUUACAGUGAGAGGAAAGCUGCUGAGCUUAGCAGGACCAUUGUGGGUGUGGUAGAAGCAUGCCAUUCCUUGAACGUUAUGCAUAGAGAUUUGAAGCCUGAAAAUUUCUUGCUUGCUAGUACAGAUGAGGACGCCGCUCUCAAGGCUACUGAUUUUGGGCUGUCGGUCUUCUUCAAGCCAGGCGAAAAAUUUAGUGAUGUAGUUGGUAGUCCUUACUAUGUAGCUCCUGAGGUACUGUGCAAGAAUUAUGGUCCUGAAGCUGAUGUUUGGAGUGCUGGAGUCAUACUGUACAUUCUAUUGAGUGGAGUUCCACCAUUUUGGGCAGAAUCAGAGCAAGGCAUUUUUGAGCAGGUUUUAGAGGGUGAAAUAGAUUUCAAAUCAGAACCAUGGCCUCACAUUUCGGAGAGUGCAAAGGACUUAAUUAGAAAGAUGCUUGAUAGAAAUCCCAAGAAACGACCAUCAGCUCAUGAAGUACUUUGCCACCCCUGGAUUCGGGAUGAAGGGGUUGCUCCUGACAAACCUAUUGAUUCUGCAGUUCUAUCAAGGUUGAAGCAAUUUUCGGCAAUGAAUAAAAUUAAGAAGAUGGCUUUGCGUGUUAUAGCAGAAAGUCUUUCAGAAGAUGAAAUUGCUGGUCUCAAAGAGAUGUUCAAGAUGAUUGAUACAGAUAAUAGUGGCACAAUUACCUUUGAAGAACUGAGGGAUGGGUUAAAAAGAGUGGGUUCUGAGCUUAUGGAGUCGGAGAUACAAGCUCUCAUGGAUGCAGCUGACAUAGACAACAGUGGUACCAUAGAUUAUGGUGAGUUCAUUGCAGCUACAUUGCACCUAAACAAGAUGGAACGUGAGGAGAAUCUCUUUUCUGCCUUUUCUUAUUUUGACAAAGAUGGAAGUGGUUAUAUCACGAUUGAUGAGCUUCAGCAAGCUUGCCAGGACUUUGGUCUAGGUGAUGUGCAGCUUGAUGAAAUGAUCCGGGAAGUUGAUCAAGAUAAUGAUGGUCGCAUUGAUUACAAUGAGUUCACAGCAAUGAUGCGCAAAGGCAAUGGUGGAAUAGGCAGAAAAACCAUGAGGAACAGUUUAGGAUUAAGGGAUGCCUUAAGAAUUGUUUAAGAACUGGGAAGAAAUAUUUCUAAACACAAUCUCAGAGGAUUUAUAGUUUCAAACUUUCCUCCUUGCAGUUUAUUAAUUUGUUAGCCAUGUUCCCACCAAACUGCAUAUUACGGAAGGUUGAAAGAAGCGAUCGGAUCCACAAAAGCAAUUCCUUUUUGACAACCUUAAGCAGUGGUUCAAUUUCACUGUUUAAUUGGUCAAGCGUCAUGUCGAUAUAUCAAUUUCGGUUUUAGCUAUGUAAAGUGAGUUACAAAUUGGCUUGCUAGUUUUAGCCUUCAUCGAUACAAGGCUGGUGUUCUUUCUUAAUUUUUACUCUUCUCAUUCCCCCCAAAGAUCAUGAGUUGUGUUUCCUGUCUUGAAAUUUAAUGUCUUCUAGUUAACUACAAGUGCAGAUAUAUAUUGGUUUCUCCAAAGUAUGACAUGAUAGAGCUGAUAAAGCAUACAAGACUAUUAAUGCGUGAAUCUUUUUAGGAUCUGAACUAAGAAAUUGGAUAUCACCAUCCAUGUAAACUGUAAGGAGGUAAAAGGAAGGAAUCAUAUAUGGAUAACUUCACCCAGUCAAAAUGCUGACAUCAUUGUUGUUAGGGAGCCAUACCUGUAAGAUUCAAGAUAUUUGGUUUUAUACAGAGUUACAGUGAAUAUAUUAAUGCUUGCAUCUCUGCUAUUUUGAA